Molecule: messenger RNA, 3557 nt
Organism: Phacochoerus africanus (Common warthog)
Lineage: Eukaryota; Metazoa; Chordata; Mammalia; Artiodactyla; Suidae
Gene: GID4
Product: GID complex subunit 4 homolog
Exons: 6
Coding region: 227-880 (217 amino acids)
Biological process (GO): protein catabolic process in the vacuole; proteasome-mediated ubiquitin-dependent protein catabolic process; negative regulation of gluconeogenesis
Cellular component (GO): GID complex; extrinsic component of membrane
Source: RefSeq, a predicted model, not a curated record
GUGCGAGCGCAGGCGGGGAGGGGGCUCGCUCAGGACCCGGAGGCCCCGCUCGCAGGUCCCGGGGUCCCGGUGGCGGCCGGAGCGCUCGGUCCGCAGGCGGCGGGCAGGUGGGCCCCUCCCGCCCCACGCGCGCGCCGGCCUGCCCCCGGCCGCCCUCCUUGGCUCCCGCGCGGCGGCGGCGGCCGUUCCUCCCCCUCCCCCAACCCUGGCUCCGGGGGACCCCGCGAUGCCGGUCCGCACCGAGUGUCCCCCGCCGGCCGGUGCCUCGGCCGCUUCGGCCGCCUCGCUCAUCCCGCCGCCGCCCAUCAACACCCAGCAGCCCGGCGUGGCUACUAGUCUGCUCUACAGCGGCUCCAAGUUCCGCGGCCACCAGAAGAGCAAGGGGAACUCGUACGACGUGGAGGUGGUGCUGCAGCACGUGGACACGGGGAACUCGUACCUCUGCGGGUAUCUGAAGAUCAAGGGCCUCACCGAGGAGUAUCCAACCCUCACGACCUUCUUUGAAGGAGAGAUCAUCAGCCGAAAGCACCCGUUCUUAACCCGCAAGUGGGACGCGGACGAGGACGUCGACCGCAAGCACUGGGGCAAGUUUCUGGCUUUUUAUCAGUAUGCAAAGUCAUUUAAUUCAGACGACUUUGAUUACGAAGAGCUGAAGAGUGGGGACUAUGUCUUCAUGAGGUGGAAGGAGCAGUUCCUGGUCCCAGACCACACGAUCAAAGACAUCAGCGGUGCUUCCUUCGCCGGCUUCUACUACAUCUGCUUCCAGAAGUCGGCGGCCUCCAUAGAGGGCUACUAUUACCACCGGAGCUCGGAAUGGUACCAGUCGCUCAACCUCACGCACGUCCCCGAACACAGCGCGCCCAUCUACGAGUUCCGGUGACAGCAGCGGGACAGCAGCCGAGUAAACUGACCUUUGGCAGAAAAGCACUUCGCCACCAAGAUUGUGUACCUGCCAGAGCCAGGAGGUGUGUCCUGUCUCCCCGCGAGCAGACUGGCGUCAGAAAGCGUGACUGUGCACCCACAGACCCGGGCAGCGGGCGGCCGGCCGGGCAGGCAGACGCGGCCUCGGCCCGUCCCUGGCCGGGCAGUGUGGUCUUAGGCUGUGUUUAAGCGACCUUUCGAGCACUUUCCUCCCCGCGUAGCUGCUUCUCUGUCACCGAGACGGCCCUCCCUCCUCCCCCAGCCUUGGUGCUCAGCGGCCCCCACCCAGGACCCUGCCCCCCGUUCCUUAGUCUGGUAGCUCAAGAGAAGGCAGGGCCCCAGCGCAUGUGCCCCCCAAGAGCUGCGCAGGGCGUAGGGGAUCGCCAGUGGGGUCAGGGCGCUGCCCAGCCCUGUGAUGUUGGCGCCAAGGCGGGCGGUGGCCGGCGGGUUCCUCGGGCCUGCGUGGGGUCCCCGGGUUUAAGGCUUCCCGACCCCUGGCAGGAACAGCUUCCAGUCCUGCUUACUCAGCACGUUUGCUCCAAACUUUUGAACUUGAGGGCAAUACUAACCUUUAAAAAAAGAAAAAAGAGGUUUUUUUAUUACAAAAUUAUUUUUAUGGUCCCUUUAACAAGGACCCUGUGACAAAUGCACAAUUAUUCAGAAUUACAUUUUAGCGUUUUCACAUUGAAAACAGCAAAUGUUGACCUAGUAAUUUUUAUACUUAUAUCUAUAUGUAAGUGUAUAUUUAAUCAACCAGCAGUUCGCAACUGGUCGUCCUGGUACAGAAGUUUUGCAGCGCGGCGUAAAUCAAAGCGCUAAACACGGGCACCGUUCUGGGGCCAGUUUAGCGCUUGUACCUCCUCCUCUGCUGCAGACAGCGGGGCUUCGUGCAACCUUCUCCAUCCGGCAGGAGGGGCGCCCCUAAACCAUCAGCUCGGCGGGGGCGGGGCGGGAGCACGCGCACGCGCACCCCCGGAGAACGCGAGGCUCUCGUGCCAAAGUGUGUGUGUGCGCGUGUGUGCAAGGUGGUUUUGUUUUAUUUAAAUGUGUGGAAAGCUUAAGGUGGCAUCAGCCACCUCUGCAGGUGCGGGCAGGGCCCAGGGGAUUGGCAUUGUGUGGGGUUUACAAGACUCGCUCGGAACACGAGAGGGGAAGCUUGUGACAGCGAGGCAGCGUCAUGCGUGACCCAGGGAGCAAGACAAGCGAGCGUUGUGUCCGUGGGUUGUGUCCGUGGUCGAGGGAGAAGGCACAGCCCUGCGCCUGGGUGGGGGGUGCGGGGGGCGUUCGGAUUCUCAGAAGUGACUUCCUGGAUCAGCGACCGUACUGCAUGGUCCUGAGCGUGCGUGUCAGGCGAAGCCUUAAAGGAGAGGUAUCGGGGAUGGCGUGGGUGGGCGUCGGGACCCCUGGGCUGUGUGGUCCUGAGGCCCCCUGCAGAGCUGCAGCCAGCCCACCAGAAAGGCCAGGGCCUGGGGACCGGGAACAUAGCCGGGUGGCUCCCGUGGAAGGAUGUGCAUGUGGUGCAUCUCCAGAGGCGAGUCCCAUGUUUUCCUGAUUUAAAGCCCUGAAGGGCAGCAGAGUGGCCAGCUCUGGUCAGAGCCAGUUGGUGCAGCAAAGAGACCUCCUGCCACCUCAGUUCAGGGACGGCCACCUGCGUUGUACCCGGUCCUUGAAGGACUCAGGUGGGGGUGAGGUCACCCUGGAGCUGGCUGGGCCCUCUAGUGGGCAGUCGGCGGGCAGGGUGUCUGCACUCAUGGCUGCCACGCUGCCGCCUAGUGGGCCAGGCUGCGCGUGGGGACUGAGCCAGGUACCUCUGCUGGCCCUUGGGGGACACGUCUCUGCUGAGGACUGGUUUUCGUGCCACCCUGUCUGUUGAGGAUGCCGAAGAGAUGGCAUCGUGUCCCCAUAGCAGCUCACAGAGCAGCCCCUGCCCUGCCCUCCCCCGGUGCCGGUUCCAGAGAGUCUGGCGGCUGUCCCCAUCUGCUGCUUCUGUCCUGGACCUGUUCCCCGUUAGAAACGGGUGCAAACGGCAGGUUUCCAGCCGCCCUCCCCCACCCCGUCCUGAGGGCCCAGCUCCCCCUCUGCUCAGAAGGCUUCCACCCGCAGCCCCAGCCUCGCCACCCGCCUGCAGUGGGCAUCCCCGCCCCCCCGCCCCUUCUCACCUGACAGCGUCUCAGGUGUGGUCCCAAAGCAACCAAGCAACGCCUUGUGUGAGGCAGACGGCCCCUUGGCUGCUGGAUCCGUCCGUGGUGUGAGGCAUCACAGACUCCAGGGAGCAGAGGGGCUUUUCAAUGUCUUUUGCUUUCAGAAACAGGGAAUUUAUAUUCUAAGGCCUUGAAUUGAUUUUUUUUUCCUCAUAAAGUAGUCAGAUAAGCUAAUUUUUAAAAAGAAAUGCCAUUGAGGAUGUGCAUUGUGGUUUAAAAUUACUAACAAGUUCUGCGAAAGAAAAAUAAUAUUUGAUUUUGAAUCUUAUGUGUUUUUAAAAAUUAGAUUGGAGUGGACGAAAAAGAUGGGUUUUUUGUUUCUUCAGGGAGGACGUGUGAAAAGGGUUUUGAGGGUUUGGGCUGGGAGAAAUAUUUUGCAGAGCUAUCAAUGUCCAAAUAAUUUUUAAAAAAUAAUAAAGGUAUUUAAGCAGUGAA